GCGGCGGCGCCUCUCCCUCUCUGCAACCGGAUCAGCUUCUUCUCAGUUCUCACUUCUCGCAGCUUCUCAGCUUCUCUCUCUUCUCAGCUUCUUCUCACAUUCUCUCUCGGCGUUCUAGGGACCCAAAUUUCCUCUCUCCGUUUUCGGCUUCGCUAUUCCGCCGCUCCUCUUGGUCUUGCAGUUUGCUCGUCGAUCGCAUAAUGGCUGGCGUUCGAGAAAUCACAGCUUCCGAAUUCUUGCAGGGUGUUCAUAGGCAAAGCUUGCUAUUUCACAGUAAUCCUCGUAAUCGAAAAUCUCAUCUUCUGUGGGGGAAUUUUUUGCGUCAUAGUAGAGGCGUUUCGUUGAAUUUGAAAUGCCAAGCUCAGUCAAAUUCCCCCAGAGCUGUGGUUUCUGGGGACCUUGGAAGCUCUGUGGUCGAGCAAUCCAUGACCAAGCCCGGCGUCGGAGCUUUUCAUCUAUUUCGCGUGCCGCUAAUUCAGGAUAGUGCAGCGUCUGAACUUCUUAAAUCAGUUCAGACCAAAAUCUCGAGCCAGAUUGUUGGGUUGAAGACAGAGCAGUGUUUCAACAUCGGGCUUGAGUCAGAACUUUCCGAUCAGAAGGUCUCGGUUCUCAAGUGGCUUCUUCAGGAGACUUAUGAGCCCGAGAAUUUGGGGUUUGAGAGCUUUCUUGAGGAGAAGAGGCAGGAAGGGUUUAACAGUGUUAUUGUUGAGGUUGGGCCGCGGCUGUCUUUCACGACGGCAUGGUCUUCCAAUGCUGUUUCGAUUUGUCGAGCCUGUGGGUUGACGGAGGUGACGCGGAUGGAGCGUUCGAGGAGGUACUUGCUGUAUAGCAAAGGUCCAUUGCAAGAUAGUCAGAUUAAUGAGUUUACUGCAAUGGUUCAUGAUAGGAUGACUGAAUGUGUUUAUGCUCAGAGGCUCACUUCCUUUGAGAUGAGUGUUGUUCCGGAGGAGGUUCGCUAUGUGCCUGUAAUGGAAAAUGGUCGUAAAGCAUUGGAGGAAAUUAAUCAGCAAAUGGGUUUGGCGUUUGAUGAGCAGGAUCUCCAGUACUACACAAGGCUUUUCAGGGAGGAAAUUAAGCGUAAUCCGUCGACAGUGGAGCUAUUUGACAUCGCACAGUCUAAUAGUGAGCACAGCAGGCAUUGGUUUUUCACUGGUGAAAUAAUUAUUGAUGAGCAGCCCAUGAACAGGACUCUAAUGCAGAUUGUGAAGAGCACUUUGCAAGCGAACCCAAACAAUUCUGUCAUUGGGUUCAAGGAUAACUCGAGCGCCAUCAAGGGGUUUUCUGUUGAGCAAUUGCGACCGGCUCAGCCGGGUUCUACGUGUCCUUUGGAGUUGGCUCUUCGUGACCUUGAUGUUUUGUUUACUGCUGAGACCCAUAAUUUUCCAUGUGCCGUGGCACCUUACCCCGGUGCAGAGACAGGUGCAGGUGGUCGCAUAAGGGAUACACAUGCUACAGGGAGAGGAUCAUUUGUCAUCGCAUCUACAGCUGGUUAUUGUGUGGGAAAUCUUAAUAUGGAGGGUUCUUAUACUCCUUGGGAAGAUCCAUCUUUCACGUAUCCUUCAAACUUGGCAUCACCUUUGCAGAUCCUCAUUGAUUCUAGUAAUGGUGCAUCUGACUAUGGGAACAAAUUUGGAGAGCCUUUGAUUCAGGGUUACACAAGAACUUUCGGAAUGAGACUUCCAAGUGGGGAAAGACGAGAAUGGUUGAAGCCAAUCAUGUUUAGUGGAGGUAUUGGGCAGAUUGAUCACAGCCAUAUAUCAAAAGGAGAGCCUGAUAUUGGUAUGCUGGUUGUAAAGAUUGGAGGCCCUGCUUAUCGUAUUGGAAUGGGAGGUGGGGCUGCAUCAAGCAUGGUUAGUGGCCAGAAUGACGCAGAGCUUGAUUUUAAUGCUGUACAGCGUGGAGAUGCUGAGAUGGCACAGAAAUUGUAUCGUGUAGUUCGUGCCUGCAUUGAGAUGGGUGAGAAUAACCCGAUUAUCAGCAUCCAUGAUCAAGGAGCUGGUGGGAAUUGCAAUGUUGUCAAGGAAAUUAUUUAUCCAAAGGGUGCUGAGAUUGACAUUCGGGCAAUUGUAGUUGGUGAUCACACAAUGUCUGUUUUGGAGAUAUGGGGUGCAGAGUAUCAAGAGCAGGAUGCAAUCUUGGUGAAACCCGAAAGCCGCAAACUUUUGGAAUCGAUCUGUGAAAGAGAAAGGGUGUCUAUGGCUGUUAUUGGAACAAUAAAUGGUCAGGGUCGUGUUGCUCUGGUUGAUAGUACAGCGAUUGAAAGAUGCAAAUCAAAUGGACUGCCUGCACCUCCUCCUGCUGUGGAUUUGGAGCUAGAUAAAGUACUUGGUGACAUGCCGCAGAAGACCUUUAAGUUCCAUCGCGUCAAUGAUGCACGGGAGCCCCUUGAUAUUGCUCCUGGAAUAACUGUCAUGGAUGCCCUUAAGAGGGUAUUAAGACUUCCAUCCGUUUGUUCGAAGCGUUUCUUGACAACUAAAGUGGAUAGGUGUGUAACAGGUCUCGUAGCUCAGCAGCAAACAGUUGGGCCCUUGCAAAUUACUCUUUCUGAUGUUGCAGUCAUUGCUCAGACUUAUUCAGACGUUACUGGAGGCGCAUGUGCUAUUGGGGAGCAGCCAAUUAAAGGUUUGUUGAAUCCAAAAGCGAUGGCAAGAUUGGCUGUAGGAGAAGCACUCACUAAUCUUGUUUGGGCAAAGGUAACUUCUCUUUCUGAUGUUAAAGCAAGCGGAAAUUGGAUGUACGCUGCCAAACUUGAUGGGGAAGGAGCAGCUAUGUAUGAUGCCGCAACGGCUCUUUCAGAAGCUAUGAUUGAACUUGGUAUUGCUAUUGAUGGCGGCAAGGACAGUCUGUCAAUGGCUGCCCAUUCUGGAGGUGAGAUUGUUAAGGCUCCUGGAAAUCUUGUAAUCAGUGUGUAUGUGACAUGUCCUGACAUAACCAAGACGGUUACUCCGGAUUUGAAGUUAGGAGAUGAUGGUGAGUUGCUUCACAUUGAUUUGGCAAAGGGAAAGCGGCGGUUAGGAGGAUCUGCGCUUGCUCAGGUUUUUGAUCAAGUUGGGGAUGACUGCCCUGAUCUUGGCGAUGUUCCUUAUCUCAAAAGAGUUUUUGAGUGCACUCAGUCCCUUAUUGAAGAUGAACUAAUCUCUGCUGGUCAUGAUAUCAGUGAUGGUGGACUACUGACAUGCGCCCUGGAAAUGGCCUUUGCUGGAAACUGCGGUAUUAGUUUGGACUUGACUUCGCAUGGGAAGAGCCUCUUUCAGACCCUUUUUGCGGAGGAGCUUGGUCUACUCAUUGAGGUAAGCAAGAACAACUUGGAGAAUGUGCGUGCGAAGCUGAAUCACGAAGGCAUACCUUUCAACAUAGUUGGACAAGUUACUUCAGAACCCACUGUCGAGUUGGUGGUCGAUGGGUUGGGUCAUUUGAACGAGAAGACGUCUUUCCUUAGGGACAUGUGGGAGGAAACUAGUUUUCAGCUAGAAAAGUAUCAGAGAUUGGCUUCCUGUGUUGAUCAAGAGAGAGAGGGGUUGAAAGAUAGGCACGAACCUGCAUGGAACUUGUCAUUCACUCCUUCCUUUACAGAUGAGAAAUAUUUGAAAGCAACAGAAAAGCCAAAAGUGGCUGUGAUUCGAGAGGAAGGGAGCAAUGGAGAUAGAGAAAUGGCUGCUGCGUUUUACGCUGCUGGCUUUGAGCCAUGGGAUGUCACUAUGUCAGACCUUCUGAAGGGAUUAAUCUCACUGCAUGAUUUCAGAGGAUUGGUAUUUGUUGGUGGAUUCAGUUAUGCCGAUGUCCUUGAUUCAGCAAAAGGGUGGGCUGCUUCCAUAAGAUUCAACCAGCCCCUUCUAGAUCAGUUUCAGGAGUUUUACAAGCGGCCAGAUACGUUUAGUCUCGGCAUUUGCAAUGGCUGUCAGCUUAUGGCUCUGUUGGGGUGGAUUCCAGGUCCCCAAGUUGGUGGUGUGCAUGGUCUUGGUGGCGAUCCCGCACAGCCAAGGUUCAUUCACAACGAGUCAGGAAGGUUUGAGUGCCGAUUCACGGGUGUUACAAUAAAGGACUCCCCAGCUAUAAUGUUGAAGGGAAUGGAGGGUAGCACAUUGGGUGUGUGGGCAGCCCAUGGCGAGGGAAGAGCAUAUUUCCCCGAUCAUAGUGUUUUCGAUCGCGUGCUUCAUUCAAAUUUGGCUCCUGUAAGGUAUUGCAAUGACGACGGGAACGAGACGGAGCAAUACCCAUUUAAUGUCAACGGCUCUCCCUUAGGAGUUGCCGCAAUUUGCUCGUCUGAUGGAAGGCAUCUCGCUAUGAUGCCUCAUCCAGAGCGCUGCUUCUUAAUGUGGCAAUUCCCUUGGUAUCCCAAGCAGUGGAACGAGGACAAGAAAGGUCCAAGUCCCUGGUUAAAGAUGUUCCAAAACGCCAGAGAUUGGUGCUCUUGAGAGUACCUCCAGUGGCUCAAUUUAUUUUUCUGAGAAUAAGGUUGAAGAAAACUUUUAGAAGUUAAUUGAAGAUUUUGACUUCUCUUUUAGCAUGUUCCUGUGGAAGUCUUUAAAUUUUGUAUAAUCUUAUUAUAUGCCAGCACCACAUACAGAAUUCUAGGAGACAAAAAGAAGACAAUUUAGUUUUCUAGUUAUGUCUGGUUGUUUCCUCCAUUGGUGUUGUGAUUUUUGUUGUGGCAAUGUAAAUAAAUGUGCAAUAUAUGAAAGAAUUUUCAAUUUUGAGGUGAAAACCACCCUGAUGUUUUCAACUGAAUUUUGGAAGGAAUUGCAGCAGAAAUUUAUGGUAAUCUCUAU
This is a messenger RNA of Morus notabilis, 4769 nucleotides long. Its product is annotated as probable phosphoribosylformylglycinamidine synthase, chloroplastic/mitochondrial. NCBI's taxonomy places the organism in Eukaryota, Viridiplantae, Streptophyta, Magnoliopsida, Rosales, Moraceae. The coding region runs from base 201 to 4415 and encodes 1404 amino acids. Gene Ontology annotation, biological process: 'de novo' IMP biosynthetic process. The transcript is spliced from 4 exons. Gene Ontology annotation, molecular function: phosphoribosylformylglycinamidine synthase activity. The record is from RefSeq and is a predicted model, not a curated record.